Messenger RNA from Zychaea mexicana, 971 nucleotides. RefSeq lists its product as uncharacterized. Lineage: Eukaryota; Fungi; Mucoromycota; Mucoromycetes; Mucorales; Lichtheimiaceae. The transcript has 3 exons. Gene Ontology annotation, biological process: proteolysis. Gene Ontology annotation, molecular function: serine-type endopeptidase activity. Bases 1 to 726 code for a protein of 241 amino acids. The record is from RefSeq and is a predicted model, not a curated record.
AUGACAGACACAUACAGCAACACGAGCAUGUUCAUCCCACUAUUGUCACUGCUUUACGCUGCUCUUAUUCUCGUUGGUCUCAGUAGCCUUGUCGUUGUUGAAGCUAUGAUGACCCCAGAAGAUAGCGUGUCAAGCCAAUGGACCGACUACCCAUUCUUUGUGGUCUUUCUCAGCCCGAUGCUAUGUGGCGGCGUCUUAUUAUCCACCAACCCUGCAUGGGUACUUACAGCUGGUCACUGCGUAAAGGGCACAUCAUCAAAAGACACCGCUGCUGUUCAAGUUAAGGUUCUCGAUUCCGCCUCUACAUCAUCAUCGUCAUGGAAGGAACAAGGACAAACAAGAGAAAUAAUUCGCCUUAUUAAGCAUCCAUCUAAAGACAUUGCGGUCGCUCAACUGACAAGUUCGCCACCUAUACGAUACGCCUCUCCAAUACCAAUCUAUUCAUUAUUAUCAUCACAAGUGAAUCAAGAAGAGACCAGCAGCAAUGAUGACGGUGACACCAUCGUCAUUGGGAAAAACGGUAUCUUCGUAGGCGUCGGCUAUCAAAGCAUUGAAUUACCGGCAGGACAAGACGCACCUAGAUCUGCAAAGACAUUGCAACAAACCAAUUUACAGGGACCUCCUCGCCGUCAUCGUCAACAUCAACAGCAACAGCACAGCCUAAUUCAAUUUUUGCAACGUCAUAUGCACGCUUAUGUCAUGGUGACUCUGGUGGACCACUUUUAAUCCAAAGACCAUCCGCACGAGCCAAUCAACAGAAACAACUUACAGAAGGAGAAUCAAACGAAAGGCGACUGGUGCUUCUUGGAGUGCUCAGUCGAAUCUACAACGUCAAUGACCUUGAUCCAGAAAAGCCGACAUGUCCAGUGCAAAACGAUCGAGAAGUAGAUGUCUAUAAUGCGUUUGUUUAUGCUGGUGCACAUUUGGAUUGGAUAUCAGAGUCUACAGGACUAUCCCAAGACAGUUUGCUC